AUGUCGUCCUUCGAGUCUGUGGUCGUGAUCGAUGGCAAGGGCCAUCUGCUUGGUCGUCUUGCCAGCAUCGUCGCCAAGCAGCUCCUCAACGGCCAGCAGAUCGUUGUUGUCCGCUGCGAGGCUCUCAACAUCUCUGGCGAGUUCUUCCGCGCCAAGCUCAAGUACCAUGCCUACCUUCGCAAGAUGACCCGGUACAACCCUACCCGCGGUGGCCCCUUCCACUUCCGCGCUCCCUCCCGCAUCUUCUACAAGGCCGUCCGUGGCAUGAUUCCCCACAAGACCGCCCGCGGUGCCGCUGCCCUUGAGCGCCUCAAGGUCUUCGAGGGUGUUCCCCCUCCCUAUGACAAGAAGAAGAAGAUGGUCGUUCCCCAGGCCCUCCGUGUCCUCAGACUCCAGCCCGGCCGCAAGUACUGCACCGUUGGCCGUCUCAGCCACGAGGUCGGCUGGAAGUACCAGGACGUUGUUGCCAGACUCGAGGAGAGACGCAAGGCGAAGGGCGCUGCCUACUACGAGCGCAAGAAGCUCGCCGCCAGACAGCUUUCCGAGGCGAAGAAGACCGCCAAGGUCGACUCCAAGACGACGGAGGCCCUUGCUGCCUUCGGUUACUAG
Molecule: messenger RNA, 609 nt
Organism: Podospora anserina S mat+
Lineage: Eukaryota; Fungi; Ascomycota; Sordariomycetes; Sordariales; Podosporaceae
Exons: 5
Coding region: 1-609 (202 amino acids)
Biological process (GO): negative regulation of translation; translation
Cellular component (GO): cytosolic large ribosomal subunit; ribosome
Molecular function (GO): structural constituent of ribosome; mRNA binding
Source: RefSeq, a predicted model, not a curated record